CUCACCGUCGCUUCCGACGAAUUGUGCUUCAGUGCCGUUCAACGCGGAGGCAGAUUGGCCGCCAUGAUUUCCUGAAUAGCUUCAUCACAUGUUCCCACAUGCCACAGCUACCGCCCUUCAUCGUCUGAUUGUGGAGCUCCCCAGCAUGAAACUCGCCCAGGAAGUUCUGUGGUUUCCAAUCAUUGAGAUUCGCUGUGUCUCGAGGGCCAAAUGCAAAGUAAGCCAGUCAAGAGUUUUUCCCGGCAAGGCUUGCCUGUCUCCCAGAUGCCGAAUUCCGAUGAUUCAUUAUGUGAUGCCCACCAAUACUCGGCCAUUUUCCCAUCUGGUGGAAAUUAUAUAAUUGCAGCCUUUCCCCUCCUUACGUGUUCAGAGAUCACAACCCUCUCCUAAAAUUGUAUCACAUACUUACUCAGCCUACACAACGCGAAGAACCAAUCAAGAUGAGUCUCUUCACUCGCAGCAAUGAUGCUCUGAACAUCAAUCCUCCAGUCGGCAACCGACACCUCACUGUUGGGGGUUCAGACUGGCUCUGGGCUGUGUGUGCCAUCUAUUCGUUUUCCUUCCUCGUCGUCGUCGGCCUGACAUACUUCGCCAAGAGCGGUGAAAGGAUCUUCCAUUACCUGUUCACGAUCUCUCUGUUCACCGGUGCUAUCGCAUACUUCGCUAUGGCUUCUGAUCUCGGUAUUGUUGCCGUCCAUAUUUCUGACAACCUCUCCUCGCCUGGAUUCCGGGAGAUCUUUUAUCCCAAGUAUAUCAACUGGUUUGUGGGCUGGACCCCUUUGGUCAUUGCCCUGGGCCUUAUCUCCGGCGUCAGCUGGGCAACCAUCGCCUUCAAUGUCGCUCUUAGCUGGACCUGGGUUGCGUCCUGGCUUUCCGGCGCCAUGACCGCGACGAACUAUAAAUGGGGCUUUUUCGCCUACGGCAUAGUCGCCUACUUCCUCCUCGCCGCCUCCCUCUUUGGCACCGGCCUUAUCACGGCCAAGCGUCUGGAGGUCCAUCGCCACUACACGAUGCUCGCUGGCUGGGCCGUCUUCCUCUGGCUCCUGUACCCCAUCGCCUAUGGUCUUGAUGACGGCGGAAAUAAGAUUACGGUUACUGAUGGAUUUGUCUUCUUCGGCAUCCUCGAUGUGCUUCUUGUUCCCGUGUUGGCAUUUGGCAUUAUUGUGCUGAGCUCAAGAUGGGAUUACCGCAAGAUGAAUCUCUACUUCACGCAAUAUGGGCGUGUUGCCCAGGGUCCCGAUCUCGUUGAGCACGAGAAGGCGGCUCCGGCUCCCGUUGCUGCUGAUGAGCAGACGGUUUAGGGUUCCUGAGGGGCGUGAAAGGGGGAACCGCUUGGUUCAGUGGACAGAGGCAGAUCGCUUGUUAAUGAAAAGUGGGGAGUAAGAGCGAGGAGUCUGGAUAAUGAGGAUGGCGGCUGGCCGAGACUUAAUGUUUAAUAUCUCAUCUAAUACAUGUAUCUAGUUCGACGCACAAUACCCAUUCGUUUAGAUCUUUGAAAAAAUCAAAUUGAUCCAACACUUGAAAUCUUGGUAUUGCGUGCAUGAAAAAAGUCCUGAUAUCCCAGAUCCUGAUAUAAGUUUAUUUACA
Hyaloscypha bicolor E is the source of this 1587-nucleotide messenger RNA. Its product is annotated as heat shock protein 30. Lineage: Eukaryota; Fungi; Ascomycota; Leotiomycetes; Helotiales; Hyaloscyphaceae. The record is from RefSeq and is a predicted model, not a curated record. Gene Ontology annotation, cellular component: endoplasmic reticulum; plasma membrane. Bases 441 to 1301 code for a protein of 286 amino acids. The transcript is spliced from 2 exons.